ACACCCUUUUUGGAUCCAUCUGCUGAUUAAUUAUGCAUAAGCUCUACUCUGAAGGUGGGAGGAGUCAGGAUAUUAAUGUCACAUACCAAGCUGCUGCAGUAUACCUACACUGUAAGAUCGACACUUCUUUAUAAAGCUGAUGUGUAUUUGUUUUUAAGGAAACCUCUAUAAAACAUGAUGAUGGGAGCUGGAUUAGAUAACCGUACAGACCGAAGCUUGUUUAUCAUGCGGGUCCUACUGAGUCUGUUUCCUUUGGUCCUCAUGAUGUGGAACAGUGACAGCACUGAAGCAUUACCUAUACAGGACAAGUUAGCACGCACCAAUGAGAUUCUGACCGAAGAUGAGAAGGACCUGCUGAAGAAGAUGGUGACUGAUAUGGCAAAGAUGAACUUAACUAGUAAAGAACUUGAAGAUUUUGACCCCGAGUUUCUGGAAAACAAGACUAUUAUUGAACAGCCAAUCCCAAAAGAUAAAUCUCCAUGCAAGCUUUUCUUCUGGAAGUCCUUUUCCUCAUGUUAACAUCUACAAUCCUGCCUUAACAGUAAACCAAUAUGUAAUCGCACCUUGUAAUCAAAGAAAAAUGUAUCCAUGUGGCAUGUACAGUUAUUGUAUUGUAAUAUAUGUCUGAUGACUGUUAAAAGAAAUGUUAUGCAUUUAUAACAGAUUACUACUGGGGACAACAUAAGCCCCCCCAAAAAUCACAUACUGUUUGAGAUCCAAGCGUGUGUCAAAUAUGAAGCAUUCUUAACCCUCUUACAUAAUUAACCAUGGGUACUACAUAUAAAUGCCAUAACCAGGGGUGCACAUAACUUUUUUGUCCUGGUUCUUAAAGGAGCACCUGGAGAUGUUGCCUGGUACUCAAACUAUUAGUGGCACAGCCAUCCUACAUGCUGUCAUCAUCACUAAUCUCCUAACUACUCUCUUCACCAUAUUUCUUUGGUUUAAGCAUGGUAGACAAUUAUGUGCAUAAAAUAAAAAAAUUUAUGUUAA
Molecule: messenger RNA, 990 nt
Organism: Misgurnus anguillicaudatus (oriental weatherfish)
Lineage: Eukaryota; Metazoa; Chordata; Actinopteri; Cypriniformes; Cobitidae
Gene: sst6.2
Product: somatostatin 6.2
Biological process (GO): adenylate cyclase-inhibiting G protein-coupled receptor signaling pathway; regulation of cell migration
Cellular component (GO): extracellular region
Molecular function (GO): neuropeptide hormone activity; G protein-coupled receptor binding
Source: RefSeq, a predicted model, not a curated record